Molecule: messenger RNA, 1800 nt
Organism: Plasmopara halstedii
Lineage: Eukaryota; Oomycota; Peronosporomycetes; Peronosporales; Peronosporaceae
Product: mRNA splicing factor
Exons: 9
Coding region: 1-1800 (599 amino acids)
Biological process (GO): spliceosomal tri-snRNP complex assembly
Source: RefSeq, a predicted model, not a curated record
AUGAAACUAACUUGGCAUCUCUGUAUUUUGUCAUCGUUGCUUGUGCAAUCUGAAGGUCGUCCGUCAUUUGUUGCUUUGAUUCCGAAUGGCGACAAGGUGAUGGGCGUUGCUGCAUUGGGCCACGUAAAUCCUGCGGGUGGAGGAGUGACAAAUUCCUUUGGUAAGGCUUUUAGUAAUGCUGGCCAUGAGUGGAUUAAAGAAUUGUGCGAGGAGGACUCGGAUGGAGAUGGUGCAACGAAUGGUCAAGAAUUGGGUGAUCCAUGCUGCACCUGGACCCCUUCAACCGGUAGCUCGAUCUCUUCUUUGCCGACUCACCCAGGUGUUCCGAAUUCUUUUACAAGUGAACAACUUGCUGCUAUGACAUGCAGUGAUGAGGCAGACCAAAACUUUGUUGCCUCAAGCGACACGUCCUCAUCGACUUCAGCUAUUCCGUCAGCUAUCAGCGAGGGUAUCAGCAACAGUGGCUCACUCGACGACAUAAUUGUCACUGAAUUUCAGCCUCGCAUCUCUUCUGAACCUAAAGUCGAUCAAACGUCUUCUCCUCUCGCAACUUCGGAAGCCAUAAAUCUUGAGGCGUCAUUAGUUGUUAUGUAUUGCUUCAGCUUUACCACCUUAGCUUUUAUGAUCACGAAUAAAGCUACCAUUGGUGGCUUUCUUGUGUGUCUUAACGUCCCACCGGCAACCGAGUUUGGCAUAGAUUACGAAGUUUUUCGUACUGGUUCCAAGUUCUUAGGCGUCAAGUUUCUCCCAUUAGGAAUCCACUUCGUAGUUUUUCGUUCUCGCGAGCAAGAACAUGGCAUUCGUCAAGGCUUUUUUGUCAACAUAGAACGUCAUUCUCAGGUGAUUGUACGGGAGUGGAGUGUGGAAAAGGAAGAGCUGGGGUCGCCACAACGAGAACUUAACGUUGAAAAUCUAGAAAGAGCUGUGCUGACAUUUCAGUUGGAUAGUGGACUUGGCCCAUACCCAAAACAGCAUUUAAAGACAUGGCAUCGACUUUCGAACUACAUUUCCGCCUCGGUGCUGCAGCGCUGUGGUGUAGAAUUUGGAGUCAUACUUUUACCCGGACAUGCAGUUGAAGAUGUGCGAUUUUCUUGCGAAACGCAGGACGGAGUAAUACCCUACUUUCCUGACUUUCCUAGAACAGUGCGAUUUACACCGCUGCAGAGGACACGACAGGAUUUGACAGCAGAGGCAAGGACAACAUAUUAUUUCGAUCGAAGUGAGAGGCUUGAAGAACUAAUAGAAGAGGCAUUUAAUGGCGACUGGAAGGAGGUCAUUGGCGAGCUUCAAGUGGCAUUUCUGAUAUUUUUGCAGCUAUCAUCUUUUGCUGCACUAGAACAAUGGAAGCAGUUCAUUGCAAUGAUGUGUUCGUGCGAGCAAGCACUCUCGUCGUAUGUGCCACUAUUUCUGGCUUUUAUGAAGCUAUUGAUGACACAGUUGGAGCAGAUUCCUGAGGAUUUUUUCCAGGACGAAUUGUCUUCCAAAAACUUUUUGAGUCCUUGCUUAGUAUCUCUGCUAGAGCUGAUUGAAGACAACGACACUCCACCACAGCUUCGACAAAAAGCUCCUGUAUUGAGACAUCUACUUGCCAGUCGAUUUCACUGGAAUUCAGAUGCAGAGCUCGGAUUGGAUGAGUUAUCUCCUGUGAUAGUACCCGAAAACGAGCUUUCCAUUCAUGGUGAAACUUAUACGACGUCUUCAUCAUUAUCAUCGCUGCCUGCAUCUCUUGCACAGCUGCAUCGCCGGCAAGAGGAGGAGCGAACAAAUGCGGCAAUUGCUGCUGCAUUUUUUAGGAAAUGA